Molecule: messenger RNA, 2305 nt
Organism: Schizophyllum commune H4-8
Lineage: Eukaryota; Fungi; Basidiomycota; Agaricomycetes; Agaricales; Schizophyllaceae
Exons: 9
Coding region: 118-2067 (649 amino acids)
Biological process (GO): RNA processing
Molecular function (GO): ribonuclease III activity
Source: RefSeq, a predicted model, not a curated record
GCCAUCGACAUCGCAGGUUGAAGCUGACUCUAACAACGAGGCUCGCUCAGGGCAUAUGACCGUGUCGAGAAGGACAUUUUGAGCGCAGUCGAUGAGCGAACCUGGAUUCUCUGGAUUAUGAGCAUCGUUGUGGGGAUGAUUCGACGAGCAUUGACAUGCAAUGGCCGGCUUUUCCCAAGACAUAGGAUUGCGUUGUUCCGGACAUACGCAUGUUCGCACCUUUCGGAGGAAUAUGUGGCGCAGAAUCGUCCACCGACUCGAGGGCGGCGCAAGACAAGACUGCUAAAAAGGACGCCAAGAACGCCUACAAGCAAUCAGUCGGACGACGUCUCCAAGCUUAUGGAGAAAGUUCACGGCCUGGAAAAGCAGUUGGCGUCGAUGGCUGGGCCAGUCAGGAGCGCGGCUGGUGAAGAGUCGAAAACGGGCGAAUCUGACUUUCCGCCGCUCCCCCUCAUCCAGUCAAAUGAGAUCUACCAUCGCGUGUUCACGAAUAAGAUGCGCAUGGGAGGGCUGCAGAUGCCUCGUCCGCCAGCACAUACGAAUGCGAUAUAUCAAUCCCUCGGCGACGCCAUCGUCAGCCUGCUCGCCUGGGAUUACCUCGCCGAGUACCUUCCGAACGUCAAGUUUAUGUCGUUGCAUAUUCUGAAAGGCGACCUGGCGUCGAAUCGGUUUUUGGGCUCUUUAGCGGUCAAGUACAAGCUGCACCGCUCGCUCACGUUGGACCCGGGGUAUCAGCUUGUCGACGGGCUGGAUGAGCAUAAGAUUCAUGCGGAUCUGUUCGAGGCCUACGUCGGCGGCCUCUACUACGACCAAGGGCUGGACGCUGUCCGCGAGUGGCUCCGGCCGAUCUUCAAAGCUGAACUCGAGCGCGCGUUCGAGCUGAGGAAGAAGCAGGAUCCGGGGUUUGGGGAGGAGAGCAUGAUGGUGCGGUAUACGAAUGACUCGCCGUGGAAGAGGCGGUUUGGGAGGCGGGUGAGGGUGGAGGAGAAGGUGGGGAUGGGGGUGGGAAUAGGCUCGAGUACGGGGGCAAGAGGCCCGAGUACGGAGGCAAGAGGCCAGAGUGAUGAGAGGGGGGAGAAUAGAGUGAAAGAGAACGUGGAGGGAAGUGUGAGGGAGGAGAGGGACGAAGAGACGCCACAUGGGUAUUUGUUGCCAUUGGAUGUGUUGGAGAAGCGGUUGGCGGGGACGAAAACCGAGGGCGGAGACGGUGGAGAGUCUGCGACACCGAAGCCGCAGCCGUCGCAGAUUCGUGCGGAGGCGAUGAAGGCGGCCAUGGAGCAAGAGGGCGUAGAGAACAUCAAUCCUUUGUACGAGGCCUCAGAGGACUCCCCGGACUAUGCUAUGCAUAUGGCUGGCCCUGCGUCCUCUUCGUCCAUGCAGCAUGAUCCAGAGCGCCUUCCUGCCAUUGAUGUGCCCCUACCCGAUCCGGACGUCGUCUACUCCUCUAGCGCACCUGCACAUGAAAUAGUCCUGGACUCAGAGCCUUCCUCCGGGCUCGAGUUCAUCGACUCCUCGGAACACGACGAUGCAGAGAUCCCAGCUUCGACCUUGAUCGACCCCGUCCCACCACCCGAUAUCAUCAGUCAUGCACCCGCCGAUUCCGCCAGACGCCUGAUAUACAAGCGCCAUUUCCUCGUGACCCCUGACUUCGAAAACUGGCUCGACACGGUUAUCGGGCCCGACGAGAAAUUCCGCUGCGUCCUCCUCCUCUUCGGCGGUGUCCCGCGCGCCGUGGGCGAGGGUGAGACGCUGCGGAGGGCGUCCGAAAAUGCGGCGCUGCUGCACUCGCCCCUGGCGGCAAGCGCGCAGGAGGCGUUGCGGGAGUUGUGCACGCGCGAGGAUGUGGAGUUUAUUGCAACGAACUGGAGGGGCGCGCUAUGGAUGGUGAAUGGGGAUAUGUACCGGCAGAUUAGUCGGGCGACGGCUUAUUUUGGCGAGAGCACGUACAAGUGGGCGACGUCGGUCAGGCUUGACCAGACGCGAAUCAUUACGGCGUUUGGACAGACGGCGAGCGAUGCUAAGGAGCGCGGGGCGAAGCAUGCGCUCAAGGCCCUCGGGUACGCCUGAGGGUGGCUCACAGGCGACUCAGAGCUAUCGGCGGAGAUGAACAUAUGAAGGUGUAUUUCUCAGUGUUUUGGAUAUCUGUGUGUGGAACAAUGUGUUUGCUCUGUACUUGCAAUUGCGAUGCAACAUGUUAUGCGUGUAAUUAGUCUAGCCUGCUCCCUGUCUUGGUACCUGCAGAAAAAGCUUCACCUGCGCUGCAGUGGCACCGUAGCCGAAAACGAAUCGUGACACUCACGCAUCA